UGUUACAAUCACUUUGAAACUAUACAAGGUUUUGUGUGUGCGUUUGUUUAUUCAAGUGACGAAUUUGCCGGCGCACAAUUGGUUCAUUAUUUUCGUACAAAAUGGCACAAAAUUCGUGUUUACAUAGAAAUGAAAUGCGGGAAAAUCAUAGAACUAACAAUAGUGAAGGAAAGGCACCAUUCCUUAUUGGGGUCGCUGGGGGAACGGCGAGCGGCAAAUCUACAGUGUGUAAAAGGAUCAUGGAGAAGUUGGGGCAGGUUGAUAUGGACCAGAAGCAACGACAGGUUGUCACUAUCAGCCAAGAUAGCUUUUACCGAAUUUUAACAGCAGAGGAAAAGGCAAAGGCUCAGAAGGGCUUGUACAAUUUUGAUCAUCCAGAUGCUUUCGACAAUGACUUGAUCUUGCAAACUCUGCGUGAUAUACUGUCUGGAAAGAAGUGUGAAAUACCAGAAUAUGACUACAAAACUAAUUCAAGAUGUGAAGAUAAAUUCAUCACUAUAUACCCUGCAGAUGUAGUUUUGUUUGAAGGAAUCCUUGUAUUUUAUUUUCCUGAAAUUCGAGAAUUAUUUCACAUGAAAUUGUUUGUUGACACGGACUCAGACACUAGAUUGGCUCGUAGAGUGCCAAGAGACAUCAAUGAACGAGGAAGAGAUUUGGAACAGGUGUUGAAUCAGUACAUGAAUUUCGUGAAACCUGCAUUUGAAGAAUUUUGUUCCCCUACAAAGAAGUAUGCAGAUGUCAUUAUCCCCCGUGGAGCUGAUAACACUGUUGCCAUUGACCUGAUAGUUCACCACAUCUGGGAUAUAUUACAUGGCGUGGUGAACCGAAGAUGGGCUAGCUCUAGCUCAAGCUCAGAAAACCUUAGCAGUGGCCAUUGACUUAAUUGUGCAGCACAUUCGAGACAUACGUAUCAACCGACGUGUUCCCAGCUCUUCAACUCUCAAUAUCAAGAAGACUCAGACAACAGAUGGUUAUUUCACAAGACCUCACUGAAAUUACUACAAAGACAUUUUACAGAUGUUAUCUCUACUUGAGCAACGUAAUUAAGUUACAAAUAUUUUUGGUAUUUUACAUAACAUAUCAUUCAUUCUCCUUUUUUUUCAUUUUAAGGAAUUCCUCAUUCAGAUUAGUUUAGAAUCAUUAAGUGUGUGUGUGUGUGUGUGUGUGUGUGUGUGUGUGUGUGAGAGAGAGAGAGAGAGAGAGAGAGAGAGAGAGAGAGAGAGAUCUUGUGUAUGUAUUUGUCAAAUAAGAUCAAGAUCUUGUAACAUCUUACCAUGUACAUCUUCAAAUCUUCAAGUCCUAAAUGUGUACAAAUUUUUGUUGUGGUUGAGAAGUUAGGAAGAAAUGCCAUUUUUUCCAUUACAUUCUUCGUUUGCCAUGUUAUUGCAAGUGCAAUGAAAAUAAGAAUAUAUCAAACCAAAGAUGAUAGUUCCUUAAUGUGUACUUACAUUUUAUUUAUGCAAUUCAUUUACAACAACAUCAGUAGCUGUCCUCUGCAAACCACUGUGUGCAGAAUAUACUUUUUAUUGUAUCAUAUGCACACUAAUGGAUGGAACAGUGGAACAAUAACUGUUUAUUGCCUCUAUUCAAGCUGUUAUUAGUAAAAGUUUUUCUUCAUGAUCCCUGUAAUAACAUUGUGUCCUGGGUGGAGGAUUCUGCUCUAAAAUCAUCUCUUGGGGUUUCCUGACAACAUUUUCAUGAGACAUUGUGCAUUUUCAUUUGAGGUCUAUCAGUUCAGAUUUUUCAGAAAUCCAGACAAUUCUAUUUUUAAUUACCCCACCAAGUGAUGUGCACAUUGCUAAUUCUCUGGACUCAUAUUCAAGUGGAGGGUGUUGAAAUCCCUAUCUGACCAUCCCAAUUGUGGUUUUUCCAUAGUUGCUUUACAUUGCUUAAGGGAAGUGCCAGUAUAGUCUUUUGAUAAGCAUUUGGUCAAUUUAUUUCUGUAUCCUUGUCCAGUCUGACUGUUUACUCUGUCUCUAAUGCUCUCCUGAGCAGGGUGUUAAAUAUUAAUCUACCUAGCUUCCUUCCCUCCAUCUAAUAACAUCAGUCUUGACAGGAUGUUAAUAAACUUUUUUUUCCUCGAGUCAAUGUACCUUUGACAAUUAAAAUGGUUCAAAUGGCUCUGAGCACUAUGCGACUUAACUUCUGAGGUCAUCAGUCCCCUAGAACUUAGAACUACUUAAACCUAAUUAACCUAAGGACAUCACAAACAUCCAUGCCCGAGACAGGAUUCGAACCUGUGACCGUAGCGGUCGCGCGGUUCCAGACUGUAGCGCCUAGAACCGCUCGGCCACUCUGGCUGUUUUUGGCGAUUCACACUGACCUUUGUACAUUAUUUCCCAUUCUGUUCCAACAUGGUAUGGCUCCGACACAUGUGAGCAGUAUUUCAGUUCAAAUAUUUUAUAACUAAUCUCUUUUGCCAACAAACUGCAUGUCUUCAGUAUGCUACCACUUACACUGAUCUUGUCAUGUUUUUUACUUACCGCUGUAUCUUUGUGAAUGUUAUAUAUAUAUGUUGCUAAUUCCAGAUAUUUAAUGUGAUGACUGACUGCAGUUGUGACUUAUGAAUUCAUGUAAUCAAAGUUUACUACAGUUUAUACAGUUUGAUAUUUCACAAAGCAAACACAUUUCAAUGUUUAGAGUCAGUUACCCACUUCUGUAUGGAACUGUAAUCAAUUCCAAACAGUGAAGGAGGGGUAGGAUAGGGGGCAGCAGUUGUCUGACACCUCUCCUCUACAAAAAAUGAUCUUCAAAAACUGAACACACAUCCUGCAUUGCAUCAUACACUGAUAUAUUAGUUCAACUCAGUAUCUGAAGAAAGGCUACUGAUUAGUAGCAUGUGUACCCAGAAUCAUUUGUCUUGAAACCUCAAAACUAUUUUGCCAUCCACCAUUAAAUUAAUAUCAGUUGUGCCUCCCGCCCUUCACCCUCUCACUUCAUAUCCUGACUACACUCUUGUGUCCAUAUCUCAUAGGGUAUUUGUGCAGUUUUUCUUGUCUAACAUUUCCCUAUAGAUAACCAAUUCUUCUUCUUUUUUUGUGCCUUUGUUCCGAAUUGGCCCAGGGUUGGCAUCAUUAAUUUAAGAGGUGGCUGGAUGCCCUUUAUGUACCACCCCUUUACUGCCCUGGAUGGAAUAUGUAUACCACAACACUCUCAUGUAGUGUUAUUCAUGUGAAAGUGAGUGAAAGUUUUUGAAAUGUUUGCGAAUCAUAUAACUGAGGUACUUUGGUACAAGCCUGGUAUUCACCUAAUGGGACAUGUGAAACUGCCUAAAAAGCACAUGCAGACUGGCCAGCCCAUUGACCCUCAUCAUAUUCAGUCUGGGACUGGCACAUCUGUCCAUCCUGGAAGAGGUAUUUCAAGAUGCACAGCUACCUGAGAAGGUCUCCUCAUAGAUAACCACAAACUCUAUAAAAAGAAAUCUCAAAUUUCAACUAAUAUUAUCUAUGAAGUCAUUAAAAAAUAACGUGAACUGUUAUGGGUCACAUCCAAAAUCAGUUUUGUGUUUGUGGAUGACCCUGUUGAAGAUAAGGUGAUAUUUUCUGCGUUUCAGGAAAUCCUUAAUCAAGUGUAAAUUCAGCAAGAUGUUUCAUACAAAUGUACCUUCUUCAUUAUGUAUUAGUCCAAAGAUGAAUAAAAAUCUUUUCAAAUGUUGACUCUAGCAGUGGCCAUUAAGAGAUCAUGUAUGAGCAGCAUGAGUUGAGUUAAGCAUCACAUGAAUGAUAUUUUUAGAAACCAUGCUGAUUCAUCAUGUGUGAACACAGAAGACAUUCUUGAUUAAUGCUACAGACAAAUCUGAUUGAUGUAGGGUGAACUGCAUCAAUUCUGUUGCCUUUUUUCUAGACUGCUGAGAUCUCUGCUCUCGUCCAAUUGCUAGAAACAGUUUUCUGCUCACAGGGUCUGGAGUAAAUUAUAUUCAAGAGAAGACAUAAUUCAAGGGAAAGUUUUAUGUAGAACCUCACAAGGAUUUUGUUAGAAUCUUAGUAAGUUUUAGGGAAAUCUUGUAUUAUCAGUAUCUUUGCUACUGAAAUUGUUAUAUCAUCUCUGCAAUGUGGAUGGUGGCAGUCUUUCUUGAUUUCGUCUAAUGUAUAGCAAGUGUUACUAGUUUGUCACUGUGUGUGUUUUUUAAAAUACUGAAGAUAAAUAUUUUUAUUAAAAUGGAUUAAUUCUAUAAUGUUAUCAGAUUAGAUGUGCCAUAUCAACAGUCUAGAUCAGUUUUAGAAUAGCUUGGAUAACUGAACUAUUCAGAAAGAAGUAAUCUGCAACUGAAACACUAGUUACAUUCCAUAAUGUUGAUAAAUGGCCUUUGUAGUGUAACAAGGAUGAAUUUAGUCAUUGGAUAGAUUCAGUUAUCUGACUUAAGUGUUGCAAUACAUAAUCAAUUAAACAUAUAGUUCUUUUAAAAUUAGGUGUUUUGUUAAUCUUUACAAAAAGUGAGAGAGUAGUCCUCUUCACACAUACACACACUUUAAGUGCCUUAAUGAACUUUGCAAAGGAUUUUGUAAAUUGUGCAGUGGGAGUUGUAAAUUGUUCAGUGAGAGUUGUGAAUGUGUGGUAAAAUGUGUUGUUUCCUUAAGUGUGCUUGAAAAGUAAAGCUUUUGAGUGGCGAUAAGGUGAGCUGUAAAGCUGAUUGAUAGCAGUAUUAACUAUAUUAUGUAAAUAAAAAGCCAUAUUUGCUGUGAUGUAUUAAAAAUGAGCCAAAGAAGCAGAGUAGUAUUUAUUUGAAUGUAACUACAGCCAAGUCCUGUAGAGCGAGACUAAUUUCCAUAAAAUUGCCCAGAAAUAUAACAAAUGUUCUGUUUUGUACAUUCACUGGAAAUACUCUUAGGAAAACUAGUAAUGUACAUUUCCUGAACUAAUUAUCUAGUUUGUAAUCAAGUAGAAUGUUAUUAAGAUGUGCAAUGUGAAAGUAACUUUGCUGUUAACGUCAUUUUCUCGCUGUUAUAAUAUCCUUCUGAGGUACUACCAUUUUAAUGUGAAAUCUGUUCUAUAAUGUUAUGAAUGCAUCAUGUACAAUGCUUGAAACCUGUGCAAUUGAUAAGAAAAUUUUUGGGAUGCUGAUAUCCUUCACAUGGAAAUAACAAUUUUUUUUCAGUAAAAGUUCAAAUGUUACAUGUACAUGAGUCACAUUUUUGAUAUUUAUAGAAUUAUUUUGCUUUUCUUUAGAUUAUUUUUAAAUAUCUGGCAGCAGUUUUAAGUAUAAACUGAGACAGAGGGAUCACAUUCAAUUUGAGGAAGCCACAUUCAUGCAACCCUCCUAAAAAGCAUCUAAAGAGUAGUAACAUGAGAGCUUACUGUAGAUUUUUGUGUUGUGUCAGGAAAAUGAAGUUUUUGUAAUAGUUUGUGUGCUGUUUGUCAAUUUCAUUGUGUAUACCCCAAUUUGUGAUAUUUUUAUAUAUUGUUCCAUCUUUUGAUUUGAGUAUUGUGUUAAUAAUUUAGUGUUUUCUAAUGUUAAUAAGUUUGAUGUUAAAUUUAUUACUGUUUUGAGUUUUA
Messenger RNA from Schistocerca cancellata (South American locust), 5493 nucleotides. It is a transcript of the gene Uck, whose product is annotated as uridine-cytidine kinase. Gene Ontology annotation, molecular function: ATP binding; kinase activity. The transcript is spliced from 8 exons. NCBI's taxonomy places the organism in Eukaryota, Metazoa, Arthropoda, Insecta, Orthoptera, Acrididae. Bases 102 to 878 code for a protein of 258 amino acids. The record is from RefSeq and is a predicted model, not a curated record. Gene Ontology annotation, cellular component: cytoplasm; cytosol.